GUAAAAGACCUGAACCCGCGAAGGUCUCGCUACGUAGUCAAAGCUUUCUUCGGUUUCACUCGUAAAGAAGGUUUAUUAGAGGCCUAAGCUGCAUUGUCAGUCCACUUUUCAUCAAAUUAGUAAAUGGCAAUUGGAAGGUAAGGGUAGAAACUAAAUGAUUGUUUAUUUUGCGAGUGCAAACUCAAUGCAAACGAUCUGUAAACUUUGCUCUUUGCCAUUCGAUAUGGAUCGAUUUUGAUCGAGAUCCUUCGCUUCCAUGUUGGCUUAUUAAUCUGUUUCUACUUUGUUCUAAAAUACGGAAGAACCACUUAUUUCAUUUAUGAAUAACUGCGGCAAAACUUACGAUAGUCGCUUUGUUGUUUGUAGUGACUGUGCGGCAAAAGACCUUCGGCAUUUCAGCUUGGAAGCGUUGGCCGUCGACGAAUCGACCACGAGAAAGAGAAAGGCAAGUAUAGAAUUAUCACCUUCAUACUUUUCUUGCAAGGCAAGAUUAAACGUAUUUUAUCAACUUAUAGAAAGAUUCGACUUCAAGAGGAGCCGUGAGCAAGCGAAGCAGAGCGGGGCAACAAGAAAAGGUAAUACAAUCGACCCCAUUUCCCGCCAUGUCCUAAACACUCCCGCCAUUUUGGAAUGGGCACAUUGUUUGUUGUGAUUGCUUGAUUCACAAAGAAAAUCAAAUUCUUCCAACAUGCAUCGUCUCCUUUAUUUAAUAACAAGCCCUCUUCUUCCUCAUCUGUUGUGGUGACAUCGAAAUUCGAAGGUUUGACGAGAGUUUUCGACGUUCACAUUCCCUCGAUUGUUAUAUAAACACUCGUUCCUAUUUCAGCAGCUUCAAAGCGAAUGCAGCUGAUAUAAUUGAUUCUUCAAAGGGACCUUUGUGAUUUCUUUAGAAGUAUGACAUAAUAUUUCAUUUAAAGUUAUUUCGAGAAUUUUAAAAUGUAUUUUACGUUCAUUUGAUUGCUUAAACUUUGGCGUGGCUCGGAUUUGAUUAGCGCCCCUGAUCAUCAUCACUGAACGGGUGGCUUCUUUGUUUGACUUCCCCAAGCAACAAGUGCCAUGAAUUUGAUGACUGUUUUGAGCUAUUCUUCCAUUUCGUUAUCUCAGAUGAGUAGUAUCGAGUGAAACAAACUCUUUAAUGCUCAAUCGCCUUGCAUGUAGAAAGUAAGUUGUAUUGAAGCAACGUGACAGUAAUUUUAAUACAAAAAAUACAAUUUAAUUAAUCUCUCAAGGAGCUUUCAACAGGUUUCUUAUUAUACCAGAGAUUUUAUCCUAUAUAUUUAGAUAUUUGGUUAAAUAUGAAAAAAUGCUUCAGUCUCUCUUCCCUUAAAGGACCUGUUAAAAUUUAAUACAGAAAACAAAUAAACUAUGACUGGAAUAUAUAUGAAAUAUAAAUUUCUUCAAAAUAAUCCAUUUCACGUUAGGCCUUAAUAAAGAUAUUUUCGGUUAGAUUGCCAGUUUUCUGUUUUUUUUUUUUCACUUCUUGUGGUGGGACAAAAUAUUGAUCAACCAUAAACAUAUUUUUUUCUCGAGUUUUAAAACUAUUUUUUUAUUAAACAUGCCAAUCUUUAAUUAGUCAAUGAACACUGUUAAAAUUGAAAAUUGAGAAUUGGCGAGAUAAACAAGCCUUUUUACAGUGUAUGUGCUGUGUGGUCCUACAAAUCUUGAAAUGCCUCAAAAAUUAUUUUUAUUUCUUAAAGUAGAAGUGAUACAAUUUUGCCAACCAAGCAAUGCGAAGAAUGUUCACAAAUCAGGAAUCAACUUUGGUACAUCAAUAUUGAAAGAUUUUUUAUUCAUAGCAUGGCUUAGACAGUUUCGUUUUUCUUUUCUUAGUGUACUAUAAUGUGUUAUUACUUCAGUAAUAGAUUUGUAAUUUGCUUCCCCUGAAUAACAUACUGUCUUGGAAUAUAAACUGUUUUAAAAAGCUAGCUUAAGUUCUUUUCAUCAGUGGAACUUCUUUGAAGCCCUGGGGACAAAGAAUAAAUUAUAUUGCCCCGGAUGAAUAAUAAUAAUAAUAUUAACAGUCAAACGUCUAAAGGAUGUUCCAUGGUACAGACACAUUUUAUAUUAGGGACAAUAGACCUUAUUCAAGAUACCCACCAUCUUUGUAUGCACUGAAUUUUAUGAUUGAUGGAAUAAAAGUAAUAUCACAUGGUUUCUCAGGGGGUAAACAGAUGAUAAUAUUUGCCAAUACGAGUAAUCACCGUCAAGUUUAUUUGUUUAUUGGCUCAAAGUGAGACAGCAAUUUAAAUCAUGCAAAAUGUACAGUUUGAGUUUCGAAAAGUUAAUUGCUUGCUGUAAGGACAUCUAUGGUCGUAGCUGCAUCCCAAAAAGUAACAUUGAUCAGUUCUACCCACAAUUUGCCAUUAUCAUCUUUAAUGGUAAAAGUUCUUAAUGAAUUAUUUUCUGUUGUUUAGAAUAAGUAAACUUAACUGUGCUUUCUUGAAUUAGCAGAGUUUAUCAGUUUGUUUGCUCCCUGAGAAACAAUGGUAUCAUGAAUAAGGUCUAUUCUCAUUGUCCAAAAGACAUCAAGGGUGGUUUGCAUCAUCCAGGACAUUGACAAGCAUCACUAUGACCAUGGUUACAUGGAACAUUGUUUCACGAAUAGGAAUGAUGUCACUGCUAUACAUGUAGAUAUAAUCCAUUCUUAGGUUAAACCAGUUUUAGAGUGAAGAUAAUUUCAGAGUCCUCAUUAAAAGCUGGCAACUAGCUAAAAAACCGGCUCCUCUGAGGUCUGAGCCAUCUACUUUACGGGGUAAAGUGAUGAAGUGAAAGCCUCAUAUUGCCUACAGCACUUGAUUACCAAGCCGCCUCCUUUUAUAUCCUAUCUGUUUACUUUAAACCUUAAUGAAAACCCAGGUUAGAACCCCAGCAAAAGCUAACCUGAAAAGGUUAAACACCGGAUUAACCUGAGAACAGAUUUUAACUGUAACAUGACUUCUUUUUAACAAUUUUCUUCUGACACCAAAGUGUGUAUUGUUGUUUUUACUUGAGUUUUUGAAGAUUUUGGGAAAAUGGAAAGUAUGCCAACUACACACAUUUGAAAGAGUGAAACUGAAGUGUCUUGUCUGUAUAAGUUUUCUGAUUGCAAUAAAUUAUAUCAACUUUCUGGUUAUUUCUUGUGAAGUAAAGUUCACAAAUACACCUGUAUGUUUCAUUUUCUACCCAAAUUUGUUUGUUAAUCAAAUAAAAGAAAAUAAACAUUAUACGCUUACAUAUAUGUAGCUCUGAAAACCUUUUGUGUGCUCUACACUUAUCUGUUAUUUUAGAAAGCACUUUACAAAUGAAGACAAAUAAACAAUUAAAAUAUCAAAUAAUAAUUAAAUGCUUUUAACAGUAAUUCAUUUCUUAAUUGUUGUCAAGAAGUUUUCCUGGAGAUACAGGCUGUAGUCAUGUUCAAAAUGAAUGUAUGACAAGUUGAUAUCCUUGUACUGCAUGUACGUGAUACUUAAACACCUCUGGGUCACUUAUUCCAAAAAACGAUACAUAUGAAUAUUUGCAUUGGCCAGGCAUCAAUCUCUAUAAACCAAUUAAUGGUAACAUGUAAUAUGUUAUUAUAAAGGUAGUGUUUUAUUCUCUAACAAGACGUAUGUGUUGUUGUCUACAGAUAAUAAUAAUCAGCUUUUUUCUUCCCUUUGGUCGAACUUUAACACUUUAUUGACAUUGAAGUAAUCCUUGUGCAUUUUUUGGAUCAUGUAAUUCUUUGUUGGCACAGUGACAAUGUUUAAAUUAUCUUUUUUGGUAAAACCUGUAGCAGCAGUGAAACAGGUAGUAGGUCAUGGAAUCCUAAGUAAAUGUGCAUCCAAGUGAAUUCAGGUCAAAAUAUGGGUUGCACAACAUUUAAAGAGAGAGAUGAUGCGCUGUAAAAAUGUUAUUAAAUUUUUUUUGAAAUAGAUAGUGAUGAAGAGAAAUAGAUUUCUAGGCAAACUAAACCCUCACAGCUUGCAGGAAAAGGGAAAUUUAACAUUGUAUAAUGACUGAAUUUUUUUGGUAGAUUAGAGUAAAGUGGGUGGGAAAACUCCAGCUAAAUAAACUAGAUUCUUUUGUCUCAGGAACAAUGAGAUAUGUAGUUACGGUCUAGGUAGCUUUUAAAGAUUUGCAUUAAAUUGCCAACUGUAGCUCUUUUCUGCAAACAGAAACUAUACUUGGUUAUGUUUUUUAAGUCUGCAUGCUGUGUUCAUUGUUGAUUGCAACAUUAUUUUGUAUAUAAGCCACACUGCAGUACAUUCACACUUGUAAACUUAUUGGCCUGCUUGUGUGUGAUGUAAAUUUGCAGUGUACAAGACAAAAGCCAUUAUAAUUAUGUUGAGAUAAAAUAAGGUUAUGAAAUGAAAACAUUCUAUUAUAAAGUUAUUGUUUAUUUUUUAUAGAGAACUCACAUGUCAAUGCAAGCUCCUUGUAGUGCAGAGGGAAGUAUUGGAGGCCUUUCGAGGGUAGAAACAAGGAGUCAGCGACAGUUAAAGGCUUUAAAAGAGCACACUGCAAGCAACGAGAUACCAGAGAGAACAAAAUCUGCUAAUUUUACAUUCACCAAUUUUUUUCUUCCCGUUGUUAAAAAUGUUAUUCCUCUCCCUGAACUUGACUGGGCUGAUCCAAAAGAGGUGUGGUCAAUAAUGUUACACAAGGAUCGCAAAUACUGCCGUGAUCCAUUGUAUUUUAGAAGACAUUCAUUUCUCCAGCCAAGAAUGCGGGCAAUUCUACUGGACUGGCUAACAGAGGUGAGUUUGAUUCUUGGAAUCAUGCAUCUUUAAGUUACAUGAACCAUGGUUGGUCACCUCAAUUCAUAAAACUGUAUGUUCAUUACACUGUUUUGCGAAAGUCCAAGUAAUAACACUACAUUUUCUGUUUUCAAUUUCAUUCCUGCAUUGUACAUGUUUGUACAAAACAUUUACACUGUAAGGCUGUUCUCACACUAUGCAGGAUAGCUUUUGCGUGGGCAUGAAAACCAUACCUUAUACAUGUAGGACUUCUUUUCUCACAUAAGAAUGUUGAUUUUAGCAUGAUUUCUGUAGCAAAGCAAAGCUGCCCUGCUCUGAUCUCUUCAGUGGAGAGUCUUAUAUCGGAUAGGUGUUCAUAUAAUUAUGUACUACAUUUGUAUAGCUUCUCGUGUGGGCAUGCAAAGUUAUCCAGUUUAGUUUGAACAUAGCUUCAAAUACCCAGCCACUUUUACUGUGAUAAUUGCAGCUUUUUUGUAAAUAAUAACUUUCAGUGCCUUUUGUGAUAUAACCUGGGUAUUCUGUUGUUGCUGUAGCCCCCACCCUCAAUUCCACCCUUUCUGUCUUGCUUCCAAGAAGUGAGCGCAUACUUAUCAACUGUAUGUUCCUGUCAUUAAAAUUGACAACUCCUGUGUACAAAAGAGGCCAUAUUGCUGACAUUGUCUUACUGACAACUUUCAUGUGUCAAUUUUCUAGGUGUGUGAAGUCUACAAGCUUCAUAGGGAGACGUAUUAUUUAGCACUGGAUUUUAUUGAUAGAUAUCUGUCUAUUAAGCAUGAUAUUGCAAAACAAAGAUUGCAGCUUGUAGGAACAACAGCAUUGUUUAUUGCAGCUAAAAUUGAGGUAAGACUCGAUGCUUGUUUGAAGUGCUCCUCUCGCCCUCACUCAGACAUGAUUACCCAAGAAAAAGAUCUCUGAAGAAAUUAUCUGCUUGUGUUACUGAGUUAAUAACGGCCUGUUCCAAAUGUUUUUGUUGUGCGAAAUUUAAUGCUAAUGAGGAAAAUCUUAGUAUUGCUCUUUCUUGCAUUAGAUUUGGUGCAUACGUAGUCCGACAUUUGAAGUGGGUCUAAGUGAAUCCGCCCUGGUAAAGAUAGUGCUAGUUUGAUUGUCUAAAUACAUGUAGCACAAUAAUCAAACCUCUCAGGUACAUCAGCCAUUCCAUCUAGGUUCACAAGGCCAGUCUGAGCUUACCCCAUUUCCAGGAUGGUAUGCAGUCUUAUGUCAAGGUUACCGCACCCAUCAUUAUGUCUCCAGUGCCCAUUUACACAGGGUGGAGCUAUCUGAUUUUCCUGACAAAUGGCUCUGUCCCUUUAGUGUUGUUUUAAUUACAUGUACAGUGAUUCUAACACCACAUUAAUUUUGGAAACACCAUACCUGUACCGACCUAUUGUGAGAUAUGCUAGGAUUUGCACCCCCCAAAUUUAAAUUCAAUUUAAUGGAGCAGAUGCCAAUAAUAAUUAUUAAUGGUUUCAGCUCCUGUAAAUCUGAUUACACACAUUCUAGGCAUUCUAUAGAUAUUUCAAGCAACAACAAUUUGUUGUCAUGUCCUCUUUGAAUUUAGGUCCCUAAAGUCUUGAUCAUGAUAUUGAAAAAUUACCAGUACAAUUGAAGGCUGAAUCUGUGAAUGUUAUGGGUUCCAAUGUUUGUACUAUUUUUUUCUUUCAGGAAAUUUACCCUCCAAAACUAAGUGAAUUUGCAUAUGUGACAGAUGGCGCUUGUACAGAAAAUGAAAUCUUAGAUGAAGAACUUCUUAUGUUAAAGGUGAGCCAUCAAUCUUUGUGUUUGUGAUUACACGUACUUUUUGAUCUAUGAAUUGACUGUGUUCUCUUUUCCUUUUUCUCUCACAGGCUUUAAAUUGGAAUCUAUCACCUAUAACAAUCAACUCUUGGUUAAAUAUUUAUUUACAGCUCUCUUGCUUAGCAAGUAAAAAUGGCAAAACACCUAACUUUCACUUGCCCAAAUAUCCACAGCAACAAUUUAUCCAAGUUACACAGGUAUGUAAUGUGAUUUUUUACGAGAUGUUCAAAGCAUGUCUUAUUUACUAGUACCAAGUGUAAGGUCAAGAUGGCUGGAUAUCGAGACCAAUGUCCAGCAAUCUUGACCAAACAAUCUUGCCCAGUAAAGGAUUUUUGUAUGUGGCCACUUUGUCUUGGCCACGUGCAUAUCUAAUCAUCAAAAUAAGCAUAUAUUAGAUAACAACUCCAAGUCAAGUGUAGUAGCAGACUGGCAAAUAUUGAAAAGAAAAUGAGGGCAAGACGUUGUUGGAAGAAGAGAGCAAAAUUGUAUAGAUGGUUUUCACAGUGAUAUCAUCAAAUUGUAAAGCGGUCAAAAUAGCAAGGUUUUAUGAAUUCUUAUUUACACUAGGUUGAAGAUAAACAAAAAGUAAGUCUUUGUACAAGUUUCCAUUCCGGUAACAUGUUUCAUUUUGAAAAUACAGCAAUUUGAACUUCCCAGUUUUCACAGUGUGUAGGAAUGCUGUCUUGUUGAAAAAAAGUCUCUCCUCUUGAUUUUCAGCAAUAUAACCAUUUCAGGUAUUAGAAGAUAUGUUUUUGUGCAUGUAUGCUAGUUCUUGAGUGAAAAGAGGGAGCUUUUAAAGAAAAAGUGAACUCCAGAUGUUUUUGUUGAUUUCCGGCAGCCAUAUUGGUGCACCAAAAUGGCACACCAAUAUGGCAUCUCCAUACAAAGCUCUACAAAGGUGCAUAAAAUGUUUCAGCUAAUAACUGAGAAAAUGUUGGCCACAAAGACCUAAGACUUGGACAAAUUGUUUAUAUAUUAGUCUUUUAUAACAUUUCAUUUUCUUGGCUUCCUCCACUGGACAGUGAAAAUGAUCUACAUCAGUCAUGUAUACACUAGUCAACAAGCUUUUAGCCAGGAAUUGCUAAGUGGCUGUACCACCUUACAUCAUCUACCUGGUUUAAAAAUACCUUGCUCUAAAAUAUUUGAUUAACUGUUAGCGCACUUCUGUUUUCCACAGCUUUUAGAUUUGUGUGUACUGGACACAGGUUCUCUUCAGUUCUCAUAUAGCAUUCUAGCAGCAUCUGCUCUGUACCACAUGCUUCCUGUUAAUAUUGAACAGGUCACAGGUAAGAAAUCUGAAUAACUAAUGAAAUAAUAUUUAUUUUUUUUAAUAACUAAAUAGUUGUGUGAAGAACAUUUGCCUUUGUGCCCAUCAUUGUCAUAAGAAAAAAGACAUUUCAUUGACAUAAUAGAUAUUUGAUUUUUGAUUAAAAUUUUGUAAUAUUAUGCAGAUUUGUUCCUAAUGCAAUUCAGGUGUAUCACAUGGUUACAAAAGGCUCUGAGGUGGUUACCUAAGCAUUUGAUGACCUUUAGUUACCCCUGUGAACAUUAGAACUGUAUGUGUUGUGCAAGAAACAAUCGUCCAUUAUACCUAGUUGCAUAAUGCAUACCAGCAACUUUGAGACAGUACUCCAUUGUAUUAGCAUAGAUCACAGAAAAGUUUUUUUCCACCUAAGUGAUAUGGACAUUUCACCUUAUGGUCAUUUUUUUCCUUUCUGUUAUUAUGUUGAAGACGAGUUUCAUAAAUCUUUUCCACAGGUCAUAGCUGGGAAGAGCUAUACCCAUGUAUACAGUGGAUGAAAUCUUUUGCGGAUGUCACCAUUGAGAAAGGAACACUUACACUAAAAGCUUUUGAACAUGUUUCACGUGAAGAUGCUCACAAUGUCCAAACUCAUGCUGUUGAUUUAGCUUUACUGGUCAGUAAAUUAGUAGUGUAAUGCUUUUCUUCUUGCUAUCUCUGCUCCUGAUCAUUGCAUGUCCCUAAGAUUUUGGAUUCUAUAAGCAGUGUCACAAAUUUGGAAAAAAUGAAAGAAGAAAAAUAACCUUGUAUGGUGUAUUACACACCUGUUGUACACAUGCACCAUAAAAUAAUGUACAUACAGCCAUGUUUACAUGUUUCCAAUGUCACUCUGGUGUGCAAACCAUUUAAAGCAAUUUCCACUUUAUUGCUUCAUGCUUAUUGUAUUGAUAUUCUUGCCAGAACUAGAUUCAAAACCAGUUUUAUUGUGUCUUGUUUGUGUUGAUUUUCUCCCACCUUUUCUCAAGUGAAAUGUAUUUACUUCGAAACCUAAUAAUUUAAUUUGAAUUUCUGCACAUAAUAAAAUUAUUGUAGUUAUAAGAGUAAUAACUUGUCUAAGAUCAUGUUUACACUAUACCAGAUAGUAUGAACACCUAUCCGAUAUCUGAAUCUCCACUUCACAGAUGAGGGGCAGGACAGAGAAACUGCUCCAAAAUCACUAUUAAUAUGUGUGAACAGUAGCCCUAUCCACUAUGAUUAUUUUGCAUGCUGGCACAAAAGCUAUCCAAGUUUGAACAUGGCCCUUAGUUAGAUUCACAAGAUUUGUCUGUGUUAACUGUACAAUUUUUCGUGUUUUCAGGAUAAAGCUCAAGAACUUCAAAACAGCAGAUGUUCAUUUUCAUCAGAAAAUAGAUCAGUGUCACCCAUUGUGCAAUCUUUCAACCCACCAACUCCGCCGAGCAGUGCAAAAAAACCAGCAGCAAAUACUGUGAUAGUCAUAGAUUGAAAACGGUUUAGUGAAAGAAAUUACAGUCUUAAUCUUAGCUUGGGGUACAAGUGUAUACACAAAAUUUUCUGACAUCCUGAUUCUUUCACUUGUCCUACACAUGUCAUAAAUACAGAAUGUUUUCUAAGAAAGCUUGUUUUCCUACAACUUAUGAGCUUGUUACAAGUAGUAAAGUGGAUGUCAAUUCCCCACUUAAGACUCCUGGGAUUAUUACUGCAGAUGUGCGACUCAGCUGUUGGCUUUCCCGCUCUGUCCCCAGUAACAGCUUCAAAAAAGGGGCAAAUCAACAGAGAAUCCAUCUUUUGUUGUACCACCAAAUAUAGAGAUUUCAUAUAGCAAUUUUUGAUUAGGAACAUCUUUGAGUGGAGUUCAGCAAGACAAGUUAUUUCUAAAUUAACUUUUUUGUUAGGUUAAUUUUACUUGAACCAUGAAACAGAUGCUAACAAAUAAUGCAAAAAAGCAAGAGGUAAACAAAAGAAUACAAAAGAAUUAGUGCGUAGUAUUGUACUACCUAUUUCACGGUUCAAGUAAAAUCACUAAAGAAGCUAACUGCUUAAAAUGGGUCUACAAUUAGAUAUAGAAACCUGGUGCAGCAAAACAAGAUACAUUAUUUCCAAUGGGAUGACGUGUUUAAUGGUUACUUGUGACAAUGCACAGUAUGGUCUUCAAAGAAAAAAAAGAGGAAAAUAAAUGGGAAAUUUGGCAUUUUCACUUUUCAUCCUAAACUGAGAGGCGCUAAAUUAUAACAUUUUGUGGACAAUAUUGGUCAACUUGAAACUGCAAGUAAAACAGUUUGUUCAAGAAAUGACUGAUCAGAGUGUUUUUGAUAAACCUUUUUGGCAUUUUUGGAAAUUUUAAUGAACGUGCUGGACACAACUCUGACUUCCAGAAAUGAGAAGGUAAUUAUGCUUUUCAUUUUUUAAAUAAUUAUCUAUUUGUAGUAUUUUAAUUCACGUGUUAUAGAUACGCAUACAUAUUAAACGAUUUGUGCAAGAAUUUAUUGUAUAAGAAGUAAAUUGUUUGGUAUUAAACUUCUGAAAACUUUGCAUUUCCUUUGUCAAGAGGCUUAAAGUAGGGUAAAGAUUACCUCAACAACAUUGCAAUAUUAUUAUUCAUAGUCAUUUUGUAUCAAGUCAUCAUGGUCUGUACAUAGCCUGCUAAGAGCAAGGAGUGUAAAGGCUUACAACUUGUAAUUAUGUAGUUUAGGCUACUGAAUUUUUUUAAAGAGAAUUAUUUCUUGUAAAGUAUUUUAAGGAAAAACAUGAAAAUUUGUACAUUUUCUACACAUACAUGUUAGAUUCCAGUUUGUAUGAAG
Molecule: messenger RNA, 10568 nt
Organism: Porites lobata
Lineage: Eukaryota; Metazoa; Cnidaria; Anthozoa; Scleractinia; Poritidae
Source: the annotation of a GenBank genome assembly